Messenger RNA from Nymphaea colorata (pocket water lily), 1875 nucleotides. RefSeq lists its product as uncharacterized. Gene Ontology annotation, cellular component: chloroplast thylakoid membrane. The record is from RefSeq and is a predicted model, not a curated record. Lineage: Eukaryota; Viridiplantae; Streptophyta; Magnoliopsida; Nymphaeales; Nymphaeaceae. The transcript is spliced from 2 exons. Gene Ontology annotation, molecular function: oxidoreductase activity, acting on the CH-CH group of donors, NAD or NADP as acceptor; FAD binding. Gene Ontology annotation, biological process: chlorophyll biosynthetic process; photosynthesis. The coding region runs from base 63 to 1466 and encodes 467 amino acids.
GAGUCAACACUCAACAGUCCCCACUCUGCUUGACAGGAGUGAGAGAAGAGGACUGAGAAACGAUGGUGUCUGCCCUUUCCUUCCGACUUCCCAACUUCAUACCCUUCUCUCACCGCCAUAAACACCACUCUUUCCUCGCUGGCUCCCCGCUCAUCCGCCGCUCAAAACCCCCACCAACAACCACCAUUUCCCCUCUGGCGUACGUUACUGCCUCCUCUGCAAACCUUACUCGCCCCCUCCGUGUGGCGGUAGUCGGUGGCGGUCCGGCGGGAGCCUCCGCGGCCGAGGCGCUCGCUUCAGGCGGCAUCGAAACUUACCUCCUGGAACGCAAUCCUUCGAACGCCAAGCCCUGUGGCGGCGCGAUCCCUCUCUGCAUGAUCGACGAGUUCGGGAUCCCGCCGGAGAUACUCGACCGCCGGGUGACGCGGAUGCGCAUCAUCUCCCCCUCCAACCUCACCAUCGAUUUUGGCAAGACCCUUCAGCCCCACGAGUUCAUCGGCAUGCUUCGCCGCGAGCGCCUCGACGCUUUUCUCCGCCAGAGGGCCCAGCACUCCGGAGCCUCUCUCCUUCACGGCCUCUUCCUCGAUCUCGACUGCCCCAAGAAGGCCAACGAGCCCUACCUCCUCCACUAUACCGCCCAUGGCAGUCGCACGACUCUGGAGGUUGACGCAGUUAUAGGUGCGGAUGGAGCAAACAGCCGUGUCGCCAAAUCUAUCUCCGCCGGCGACUACUCGUACGCCAUUGCCUUCCAGGAGCGGAUGAAGCUGCCAGAAGAGAAGAUGGCAUACUACGAGAACCUCGCUGAGAUGUAUGUUGGAGAUGAUGUGUCACCGGACUUCUAUGGAUGGGUCUUCCCCAAAUGCGACCAUGUUGCAGUUGGCACAGGCACCAUGAUGGCGAAGCCCCAGAUCAAGAGGUUUCAGAGUGGCAUCAGGCAGAGGGUGGCACCCAAAAUCGCUGGCGGAGAGGUCAUCAAGGUGGAGGCUCACCCCAUUCCAGAGCAUCCCCGGCCGAGGCGGGUUGUCGGGAGGGUGGCACUGGUUGGAGAUGCAGCUGGAUAUGUAACCAAGUGCUCGGGUGAGGGUAUCUACUUUGCAGCGAAGUCGGGCCGAAUGUGUGGGCAGGCCAUUGUCAAGGGGUCCGACAAUGGCAGGAAGGCGAUAGAUGAGAAGAUGUUGAAGACUCUGUACCUUAAGCAGUGGGACGAUGCGUAUUAUCCCACUUUUAGGUUCCUAGAUAUCUUGCAGGGAUUCUUCUAUAGCUGCAACGAGGACAGGGAAGCAUUGGUGGAGCUGUGUGGGGACGAAUACGUGCAGAGAAUGACUUUCCAGAGCUACCUCUACAAGACGAUCGCUCCGGGGAACCCGGUGCAAGAUUUGAAAUUAGCUUUCAAGACGGUGGGGACCUUGAUGAGGGCCAAGUUUUUGGGGUAUGAGAUGAAAAUGUUGGUGGGAAAGAAGGCGUGAAAUUAGAAGACCACUUUGCGAUCUUGUAAUCAGUUUGUUGGGAUAUUGGUGGAAGCCUGUUUUUCGGUUUGGAGGACUGGUUACUUUCUUGCGUGGCUAGUGCUUUUGUGUAAUAAAAAAUUAAUAAAGAUGUUUGUGUUUUAGCGGCAUAAAUUCAGGUGCAGACAAGAGCUUGAUGGCGUUUGGAAAAGGACAAACUUGAGUUGGUGACUGACUGUCGGUGGCUGUUGAAUAAACAGACACGCCUGUAACAGUGGAAGGAGGAGUUUGAGCAUCUUCCCUUGCACGAUGAAGGUAUGCAGGUUGCGAUGGGGGUUGAGAGAAACAGGUAGAGUAUGUAACUAGUCUGUCUUAUCCCGAGAUAUUGCAGUUUAUAUAUAUGACAUCGUUUGUCGGUUUUAACUUUUAA